AUGGAGCCUACCGCAGCAAAGCCAACGUAUAAUCGUCCCGCAGCAGAGGACAGAUUAUGGGCUUGUCUACCUAAAAUCUGGAAGUUGAUGGAAAUCACCGGAUGUCCUUCUGUCUCCCUCGGCGUCAUUCACGAGGGCGAGAACAUAAUGCAGUAUAGUCGAGGAGUCGCCGAUACAUCAACAGGUCGCCCGGUCAAUGAUGACACUGUCUACAUGAUCGGAUCACUCACCAAGGCUUUCAUCGCCGCAUCCUGUGGUAUACUCGUCGACGAGGGCAAACUGAGCUGGACCGAACCGCUAUCCACAUACAUACCCUUUACCCAAAACAAGGAUCCUGUCAUAGGCGAGCGUAUGAGUUUGUCAGACGCUCUGUCUCAUUCCAGCGGAUUUCCUCAGCUCGAUAUCGCGUGGUACGGAUCCUUCGGCGAGACACUGAUGUUUCCACAACAUUUACUGCAGAUUACUGCCAACAUGCCAGUUCACGACGAUGCCUUUCGAAAGAAAUUUCAUUACUCCAACUGGCCAUACGCCCUAGCGGGUAAAGUGAUUGAAGCUGUAGGCGGUAAAGAUUCCGCGGGCGGCGGCUGGGGGCGGUUCGUAAAAAGGAGGAUCUUCAAUCCGCUAUGGAUGACUCGAUCGACUUGUUCGCGAAACGACAUUCAGGGCGGUAAUUUGGCUGAGCCGCAUAUAGUCCUGGGCGAUGGACAUUGCAACGUUGCGGGUCCAGAGCGUUUACCUGCGCCUCAAGUUUCAGACAGGACUAUUUGCGGAGCGGCAAUGGCGAUGUGGUCGAACAUCCCGGAUAUGCUCAUCUGGUCGCGAGCAGUGAUGGAACGCUUGGAUGAAGAGAAAGCGGGGAACAAGAACAAUUCAACCAGCUUGAUGAACCCGCUCAGGCAUAUCAGUCAAAUCACGUCCCAGAAAUUCCCCGUCACAGAUGACACCGUCAACGAGAACACUUAUGGAUUUGGAUGGGCAAGACACAUGAUCCCUUCGACACAACUCGGGUGGCUCUCCACCAACGGGCCGCAGAAAGACGAUAUCAUCGGUCGAGAAUCGCGGCCGCGACUAACGCUAUACCACGGAGGCCAAGUGACUGGCUACCUGAACUCGAUCUACCUCUUCCCAGAGACCAAAUCAGCUGUAGUGGUCCUAACGAACGCGCAGAGCGCUGGAGACUGCUCUGAUCUCGUGGCUCAGAUGCUCGUUCAAUCACUCUUCGACAUGAAACCGGAAGUGGAUUUCGAAAUGAGGGCGAAGAAGGCAUCCAUCAGUAGUCUGAGCCUUCAUAUGAAGAUGCGAGCGGACUGGCAUCGGAACCGCAGACCAAUGACGCCCCAGCCUGAGCUCGGAGGCUUCAGGGGCAGUUACUGUAACGAUGAUAUAAAGGGACUCAUUCAAGUGCGCACGAACAGUGAGACCCUUCGGUUGGAGAUGAGGCGGAAUGGUAGUGAUACGCAGCGGCAUCACCUUCUACACUAUCACGACGACACGUUUAGCUUUUGCCCGGAAGACAUGAAACAGAUCCAACGGAGAUGCUUGGUAGAUUACUCGAGCUACGAACAAUUUCUUCUGGUAUUCAUACGCGAUGAAGAGGGUACGGUUAUUGGUUUGGACUGGGUGAUGCAGGAGGGAUUCAAGCCGUUGCGUUAUAUUCGCCAGAGAACCGCCGCAGUUAGCGGACCCCCUGUAUUACGUCAAUCCCCUGUUGAGGAUGAGAAACGCAACGAGUAA
This is a messenger RNA of Alternaria incomplexa, 1734 nucleotides long. RefSeq lists its product as uncharacterized. The transcript is spliced from 2 exons. The record is from RefSeq and is a predicted model, not a curated record. NCBI's taxonomy places the organism in Eukaryota, Fungi, Ascomycota, Dothideomycetes, Pleosporales, Pleosporaceae. Bases 1 to 1734 code for a protein of 577 amino acids.